Molecule: messenger RNA, 2820 nt
Organism: Emericellopsis atlantica
Lineage: Eukaryota; Fungi; Ascomycota; Sordariomycetes; Hypocreales; Bionectriaceae
Product: fungal-specific transcription factor domain-containing protein
Exons: 4
Coding region: 1-2820 (939 amino acids)
Biological process (GO): regulation of DNA-templated transcription; DNA-templated transcription
Molecular function (GO): zinc ion binding; DNA-binding transcription factor activity, RNA polymerase II-specific; DNA binding
Source: RefSeq, a predicted model, not a curated record
AUGAGCUUCCAGCACGCGACGCCGUCCGUGUCCACGGGCGACACCAACCCCUCCAACGGCACCCCUCAGCCCCAAAACACCAUCGCCAACCUGCCAGGGGGCCGACAGUCUGGAAAUGUGACAGUCUAUCAGACCUCGGGUCCCGACGCCUACACGGAUCCCAUUCCUGCAUCCGACGGCUCCGGCCCAGCGCUCAACCCACGAUCCUGCGUCACCUGUCGAAGGCGGAAGGUACGCUGCGACAAGCAGAUGCCGUGCUCCAACUGUCGAAGAGCACUGAUUCCCUGCGUCUUCCCGGCCCCUGGACGUGCGCCGCGACAGCCCAAGCCCAGGGACCCGAAUGCAGCGCCAAGGUCAACAACAAGCCAGCGUGAGGUCGAGCUUACAAAGCGACUUAGGAAGCUGGAAGGGAUCGUCGAGGAGUUGAGUGGGCAGAUCGAGGUCGAGUCAGGGAGCAAGGGGCCCUCUUCUGCAGGCUCGCCCAAUUCCCCAGGCCAUCCGCCCCUAAGGCGGUCCACAGGCUCCGGCUCCAUGUCGACUCCUGCCGCGAUGGUCUCAAACACCGGCGGUCCUGAAGGUGAUAACUACAUCGAGCACAGCGUCAAUGGUCCGAAAAAAGACAUCUCCCAUCGUCUUGGCCGUCUGGUCCUGAACGAUCACAAGGGGAAUACACGAUAUGUGUCCAACCUCUUUUGGUCCAAGCUGAACGACGAGCUUGACAGUUUGCGCAAAGACACUGUACGCUUAUCGGAUGGCGAUGCCGAUGAAACAGAUUAUGAGGAUACCCCCGACUACUCGCCCGACGGCACUCAAGGACACCUUACCAGUGAUGAUCAUCAAGCGUUCAUAUUUGGCUACAAGGCGGCAGACGUGGACCUACUUACAUGCCACCCCCCAGCAUCUCAUGCACCUCAACUGUGGGCGACGUAUCAAGAUCGGGUCGAGCCGCUUCUCAAGAUUCUCCACGUACCCACAAUGGACGAGAUCAUGAAGGUGGCGCGCCAGACACCCGAACGCCUCUCGCGGGCCCACGAAGCACUGGUCUUUGCCGUCUACUUCAGUGCCGUCGUGGCGAUGGAGCCAGGCGAGCUGCUCGCUGAAUUCAAUGCUGACAAGGAGACCCUCUUGCGCCAAUACCGCUUCGCAUUGGAGGUGGCGCUCGCCAGGGCCAACUUCUUGUUCACCUCGGAGCUUGCUGUGCUCCAAGCCUUUACGCUCUUUCUCAUUGUGGUGAGAUCUGUGGAUGAUAGCCGCUUCUGCUGGACACUGACCGGCUUGGCCAUCCGGAUCGCCCAGGGCAUGGGCAUUCACAGAGAUGGGUCACAAUUCGACAUGACACCAUUUGAGACAGAGAUGCGUCGGCGCGUUUGGUGGGCCAUCCUAGUGCUCGACCUUCGCUCAGCCGAAGAAGUCGGCUCGGACUUGGUCGUCACCGAGAAUGCAUUCGACACCAAGAUGCCCACAAGCAUCAACGAUGUAGACAUCUGUCCCGAGACGAAGGACAUGCCUAGGGCCCGCCAAGGGCGGUCUGACACGGCCGUGGCUCUUGGUCGAUAUGAAGUCCUACUGAUAUCGAGACGGUUCAUCGGUGAACUGCCCAUCAAGGCCACCCAUAUCAACCUUGCCGAGAAGGAGCGAAUUCUCGUGGAAGCGUACGAGCGCGUCGAGCAGCGUUUCGUCAACCGGUUCAUGGACCAGAACGACCCACUAUGGUUCCUGGCCUCCAUGAUUGCGAGGAUCAUUGUCUCCAAAAUGUGUCUGAAUCUCUAUCAAACCACAGUCUUCCCUGGAAACGACAGCGCUGUCAGCAGUGUGCCGGACCAAGACACGAUCCGUGACCGCGUCUUCAUUGCAGCCAUUGAGGUGGUGGAAAUUGGCAACAGACUUCUCUCAGACGAGAGGUGCAGGCGGUACCGCUGGCUUUUCGCGACCUACACCAAUUGGCAUGCAAUCGCCUUCAACCUGAUCGAACUCGGUCGCCGACCGUGGUCCGCACUGCUCGAGCGGUCGUGGGAGGCUGUGCGGAUGAACGACCUAGACCCCGUGGAGUUGGCCAAGCACAGCGGCCAUGCAGUCAUCUUCCUGCCCCUGCGCAAGCUGUUCUUCCGCGCCCGCCGGCACCGCGAAGCAGAAUUGUUGCGACUUCGGUCGGACCCGGAAGCAGCGCGUCUCCUUGACUUGGCCGAGCGCACAAACCCAGCAACAGCCCGUUUUGGUCCCACCCCUGGCAACGAGAGCAGGAUGGACGAGGUCCGACUCAGGUGGUGGGACUUGGUUACUGUUCGGCCAAAUAUCGCACAGACCAUGAUAGGUAUGCCCUUGGCGCGGCACGCGAACAAUCCGAUGGGCAUGUCGAUGGCAUCCCAAGCGUCUGGAGCGCCUGACCAUCAAAAUGUAGCAGCGAUGGAACUGCUUGACGAUAUCAUGGCCCAGCCCAACCCGAACCUUGCUACGCUCUGGGCAUUGGGAGAAGACUGCUCGCAGGGAAACAAACUAAGCUUCUCCAGCGCCACAGGCACACCACAGCAGCACGCUAUGCAAACGGGGGAAAGCGCCCUGCGGCGGCAAGCCAUGGCGCUGCAGGCUCGAGCUGCGUCGCAGGGCCUGGGUGUAUCGCAGGACCAAUACCCCCCGCAAAACAUGUGGGACGAAGCUUGGGAUGCACUAGGACCGUAUCAGCCGUCGCUUGUUGAUCAAGGCAUCGGGCCCAAUGAGGACCUGGACAUGCUGGAUGGCGACUUUGACUGGACCGAAUGGACGAGCACACUUGCGACGUACGACAUGGGCGGGAUGCAAGGUCACCCAGGACAAGAUGUAUAG